Dufourea novaeangliae is the source of this 3556-nucleotide messenger RNA. RefSeq names its product active breakpoint cluster region-related protein (gene RhoGAP1A). The record is from RefSeq and is a predicted model, not a curated record. Bases 126 to 3296 code for a protein of 1056 amino acids. Gene Ontology annotation, cellular component: membrane. NCBI's taxonomy places the organism in Eukaryota, Metazoa, Arthropoda, Insecta, Hymenoptera, Halictidae. The transcript has 13 exons. Gene Ontology annotation, molecular function: guanyl-nucleotide exchange factor activity; GTPase activator activity. Gene Ontology annotation, biological process: intracellular signal transduction; positive regulation of GTPase activity.
AUCGGGCGUAUUCGGGUGAGAGCCGCCACCGCCGCGCCCGUGCAAUGUACAGAGCGGCUUGAAUCGUGUCUCGAAUCAUCACCGUCCCCGAGGAGUCCUCUUUUUCAACGGCCUGGAGUGGAGUAAUGAGCGUUUUCGGGGAUUUCCAGCGUGUCUGGGUUCAAAGAUUCCCGGACAGCGCGUUGCCGGCGGCUUGGGAAGAGGACGUCAGAGCCAACCUAGUCAAGCAUAAACAGAAGGUGACUGCUUUGAGGGAGGAACUCGAAAAAGAAGAAUUCUACGUGGAAUAUUUAGAAAGAUUGCUAGCUGAUGUCGAACGUCACAAGCAACUAGCAAACAGUAACACGGUGACAACACCCGAAAAGCAACAGUUUACAGAAUCUCAAACUCAACAGUCCCGUCUGGCAGAAAAUAGUUUGCCAGAUUCAACGAAUGCGUCUCGCGCUCAACAUCCGGAGCCAUCGGCUCCGCCACUUCCUGCACGCGAGGAUAUAAGUAAGUUUCAAGACAAGUGCGUUUCUGAACUGAGCUCGACCCUGAAUACAAACAAAAGACCUAAAAGCGAGAUACCAAAAAGUCCUGACAAAGUGCCUGAGCUUAGACGAAACAGCGACCCUGAUGUGCCAAGUAAUUAUGUUACCGUAAUUGAGGUGACGGGUAGUUCAAAGAAAGAGAAGAACGAUGAAUCCCUCAAAGAGGAGGACGAGAAAGAUUUGGAAAAUCCGAUCAAUGAAGAUGGGGAAGAUGGUGAUGCAGAGGCAUCGGAGGAAGAACCUUACUAUGAUUCUGUAGCUUUAGAUCAGACAGGAGAGUAUGUAUAUAUCGAUGCACGUAUUCCACCCAUUGGGAACAAUAAUGGCAAUAGAGCACCGCAGAGGAGACCGCCCUCUCUUCCGGACUCACCGGGGAACCAGAGUAACUAUGUCAACAUCGAUUAUUUUAUACAACACAGAGCAGCAAUGGACAGCGAGGACGAAGAAGGUGCCAGUCCUGCACCACCGAUUUUACUGCGCGCUCUUAGCACGGAUAACGAAACCGGUAGCAGUGAUGCAGAACCUUUAAGCUUAAGCGAAGGCAGUUUAGAAUCGCCGACGCCAACCACACCACGCCGCCAAGAAAAAAGUAAAGACCGUGAGGACGAUAGAACGUCUAUGAUUAAAUGUAUUGUGAACUCUGUGGUAGAAAGUGAAACAAUAUAUGUCGAAUGUCUAAACGUAAUGUUACAAUAUAUGAAGGCUAUCAGAGCUACAUUGACCACGUCGCAACCGGUCAUUUCCGAAGAUGAAUUCGGUACCAUGUUUUAUAAGAUACCGGAAUUACAUGAAUUGCAUCAGACAUUUUUGAACAGUCUUAGGAAAAAAUUGGAGAAAUGGGAUAGUAAAACUACUAUAGGUGAACAGUUUAAAGUAAUGGCUAGCAACAUAGGAUUAUACGGAGCUUUUUUGCAUAAUUAUGCUCGUGCUACCGAUACCGUACGAAGGUGUUCCGCGCAUUCUACUCAAUUCGGUGAAAUCACAAGGGACAUAAGACUCAGAGGAUUUCCUAAAGGUCCAGGUUUAUCUCUCGAAGAUCUUUUACAUAAACCUGUAGCUCGAGUGCAGAAAAAUGCAUUAGUUUUACAUGAUCUUCUGAAGCACACACCAAUGAAUCAUGCGGAUCAUGCACCGCUUUCAGAAGCUCUUGCUAUGACCAGAAACUUCCUGGACGAGUUCAAUAUUAUUCAGACGAAAUCAAUGUUUCCGAGUCAUGACAGAGCACAACGAAGAUUAGUGAAGAACUCUUUUGUGGUUGAAUUAUCUGACGGGCAUAGAAAGUUAAGACAUCUGUUUCUCUUCAACGACGUAAUCGCUUGUGCAAAAUAUAAGGCAUCUGGUAGAGAUAAGUUCACGUUUGAAUUAAAGUGGUACGUGCCAGUGGCAGAAGCGGUGGUGACGGAGGAUGGUAUUGAGCCACGUGAGACUAGUCCAGCUAAUGUUGUAGCUCUACGGCAUGUACCGUACGCGAUCAAAGCUCAGCUAGUGUUAGCCUCUCCGAAUUUAGUAUUACGCGUUUCGCAUAAAAGUCAGCAUCGAAUGCAAAAUUCGUAUACGUUCUUUUUGUCCAGCGAAUUUGAACGGUCUCAAUGGGUUGAAGCGGUGGAGGCAUUGCAACAGGGCGGACAACCUCCGGGACCAUUGCCUUUGUCAAUGUAUGAAUUGCAGGCUUGGGUUACAGCCUGCCGUACUUAUCUUCAAACAGAUAUGGGCAGCUAUUUGUUGAGAUCGGGACGCGACGAAAGCUUGUUACUGGGUGAUCUUCACUUGACUCUGCUUGGCUUAACACCGCCAGGUUUAGACAGAGUCGGAGAUCUUUAUAUAAUCGUGGAGGUUGAUAGUUAUGGACAUUAUUUUAAGCGUGCAAGAAGUCGAGUUGCGAGGGGACAAGCUCCGACCUGGGGUGAAACGUUUGUCGUUGAAUUAGAGGGCAGCCAAAACGUUCGUAUUUUAUUGUACGAAGAAUGCGGAACUCGUUCGGUACUGCGAGGCAAAUGCAUACAACGAUUGAGCAGAUCUUGGUUGCAGUCGGAUCAAGUCGAGAGAUCGUUAAAUUUAGGGCCAGCUACUUUGGACGUGGCUCUCCGUUUCGUUCCAAGCGAAGUAACCUUGAGGCGGGUACCGUCUGCCAAGCCCCAAGGUUUAUUCGGGGCUAAAAUUCAACAAGUGUGCAAGCGUGAGAAACGAGACGUUCCGUUUAUUAUAACAGCUUGCGUGAGAGAAGUGGAAAGGCGAGGGGUCGGAGAAGUGGGUUUAUACAGAGUUUCUGGUUCAGCGUCCGAUUUAACAAAGUUGCGUAAAUCGUUCGAAAGUAAUUCAUACGAAGCAGAACAAUUGCUUAAAGAGGUGGAUGUUCACUCUGUAACAGGUGUUCUCAAGUUGUACCUUCGAGAAAUGCCGGAGGCUCUCUUCACGGACGCCCUUUACCCAGCGUUUUUGGAAGCCUUCCAAACCGGCGAGUUGUCGAAGGGUGCUGCCUUACGAAGGGUUUACGAAAGCUUACCUGCCGUGAACAAAGCGGUGAUUGACUUUCUGCUCGCUCAUUUGAUCAGAGUGAACAAACACGAGGCGCAAAACAAGAUGUCGCUGCAUAAUUUAGCGACGGUAUUCGGGCCGACCUUGCUGCGACCGGGCACGAACUCGCGGUCGGACGCGAAGAGUCGCGAUCCGUUGGCCGCAGGCACCGUCGACGUAAUGGCGCAGGCAGGCAUACUUUACUGUUUCUUGCAGAUACACAUGCAACAGAACAAUCAGUCACUCUAGUCGAGAGAUUCUUGUUGACCUGUCGUAGCGUUAGUUGCUCGAGGUUCUCUUCGUAAGUGUCUUAACGCCGCGAUUGUAAAAUUACCAAUUUUUCUAUAAUAUAUUUUGCUAAUUUUUUCGUGACUACGUAUUGUUUUCACACAGAAACGCACUGAGUAGUAAACAACAGGCUUUGACGGAACCCAGAUCGGCGAGAAUUCUUGUAGGAUUUGGUUACGCGUACGAGAUAACGUAGCGAAAAGUGAACUUGGAAGCCACCA